This is a messenger RNA of Paracoccidioides brasiliensis Pb18, 714 nucleotides long. RefSeq lists its product as uncharacterized. Gene Ontology annotation, biological process: nucleotide metabolic process. The transcript is spliced from 3 exons. Bases 1 to 714 code for a protein of 237 amino acids. The record is from RefSeq and is a predicted model, not a curated record. Gene Ontology annotation, molecular function: catalytic activity.
AUGACAUCAGGUUUAUGGCAGCCAGCAGAUCGCAGGCGUGCCAAACCCUUCCCCAACCCGCAUCUCCCCCAUUCCCCAUCCUGUCCCUUCUGUGCCGUAGCAGCCGCUCACCCCCCUUUCCCACCCUCCCGUUUGGACCUGCCAACCAACCUCCAGACAACCACGACACCCGAUUCAGGUCCACCGGAGCCACAGACGCACCUGAUCCUGUCGACAAAACAUGUCCUGGCAGUUCUGGACAUCAUGCCGCUGACACGGGGCCAUGUGCUUGUGGUUUCCAGAGGGCAUUACGAGAAGUUGGGGGAUGUAGGGGUUGAGGCGGGGAGCGAGCUAGGCAAAUGGUUAACGAUUCUCUCUCGGGUGGUGGUUAGGACGGUGUUGGGAACCGAGUUAGAUGCUCGUGGUGAAGAACAAGCUCAUUGGAAUGUUGUGCAAAAUAACGGAGCGAGAGCGUCACAAACAGUGCCCCACGUCCACUUCCAUAUUAUCCCAAGGCCGCCUUUGGAUGCGAGAACUCCCGCCAAGGGGGGCUGGAGGAUGUUUGGGCGUGGGCAGAGAGACGAACUGGACGACGACGAAGCGCAGGAAAUGGUAGCUCUAUUGAGGGCGGAAUUGGCGAAAGAGGUGAUCCGAGUUAAGGAAGAGGAGGGUGUUGACUUGGACCUUGACGGAUAUUUGGAGCAGUGGAUAGGGAGGGGGAUGGAGAAGUUGUGA